This is a messenger RNA of Cryptomeria japonica (Japanese cedar), 1106 nucleotides long. RefSeq lists its product as uncharacterized. NCBI's taxonomy places the organism in Eukaryota, Viridiplantae, Streptophyta, Pinopsida, Cupressales, Cupressaceae. The record is from RefSeq and is a predicted model, not a curated record. The coding region runs from base 196 to 663 and encodes 155 amino acids. The transcript has 2 exons.
CAAAUUAGACUCGCUGUUCGUGGCUAAAUUUGGUCACAAUCUUGACAAUGUUCCUUCCGCUCAAAUGAUCAUUGUUACUUAGAAAUAGAAAAAAAGGUGACGACUGUCAUUCAGCGGCUCAGAAAAAUCAGGGAAGAAUGAAUUGCAGAUAGUUUAAACAAAAUUUAUUUUCUCUGUGCUAUUUGGGGAUCAAUAAUGGCAGAAUCUCUGAUAUCCCUCACGAAUUCCUUAGAACGAGCAACCCAAUUGACAAAAUAUCUGCCCUCUGCAGCAAACCAACAGGAAAUCUCUGCAAUCUACGCCUCUCUCAGAGAUACGCAGCAAAGCAUUCAGAAUUUUCUGCAACAACAAGAGCGGCAGCUGGCGCUUAGCGAAAACAGUAAUAUUAGUGCGUAUUCAAGAGGUGGUGAAGAGCAGGCAAUGGUGGAAGAUGAAGAAGGCGAUCAGCAGAUGCCUGCAACGGUGGAGGACGAGGAAGUGGAGAGGCUGCAGGAGACGAUGAAGGAGGUUUGCGCCCUACAAAACAAGCGGAGAAAACGGGCGCGCUCCCCAGACGCCCCAGUUGCUCUUUAUUGUUUUGAUAGGUCUUGGGCUCGAGAACAGGGGUUCAAACCCCAGGACCGGCAACGCAAGUUCGAUCUCAUUUUCCAGUUUCACGCUUGAGGAGGCUUUCUUUUUCAGGAUUACAACUAGUGUGGAAUUGCUUCAAACAGUGGAUGCUAUUGUCAUGGGAUCGCUAGUCAGAAUGAUACAGGUGCUUUAAUGUAGUCCCCAUGCACUUGCGCUGGCACAACUGAUACUGAAAACUAGUCAUAUUUUCCUAUCAAAGAACUCUCUUUUUGUUACAAAUGUGAUGCCUUAAAGGUCAUUUUCAGAUAGCUAUUCCAUCAAGGGAAGAGCUGGUUUUUACAUUGUAGGAAAUAUAGAAUAUCUUAUUCAGAGCAGUGAAGGGAAUUUUCUCUGUACAUCUACUCCUAAACAAUGAUAUCAGAAGUGUUAUAUUGAAUAAGUACCUCCACAUUGCAGAUAUCAGUCAUGCUGCUUAGCAUAGAGUUUAUUGUUCCAACAAAGGUAAUGAUAUUAUAUUAUUGUUUCAGAAUUCUUUA